Molecule: messenger RNA, 786 nt
Organism: Ichthyophthirius multifiliis
Lineage: Eukaryota; Ciliophora; Oligohymenophorea; Hymenostomatida
Exons: 3
Source: RefSeq, a predicted model, not a curated record
AUGACCUGUUUUGGACAAAACAUAGGAAAAAGUGAAAAAACGACACAAAUAAAAGUCUAACAAAUUAAAAUAAAUUCAGAAACUUUAUAUGCUUUUACUUCAGGAUUUGCCCAAUCUUAAACAAUAAAAGAGUUAUAUUUAAUCCAUUGUUUUAUUACUUCUGAUGUUCUCGAAAAAGGUCUUAUAGAAAAUAUAUCACAAAAUAAGUCUUUGAUAUUGUUAGAUUUAUCAUUUAAUCUACUUAAUGGACAAGCUGGUGGUCUAAUAGGAAAACUACUAUCAUCACACUCUAAAAAUAGGGACGAUAGGAUAUGGUUAUGUGGAUUGAGAGGUGAAGUACCUGAAAAUGACGUUAAUUUGGAAGGAAUUUGUGAACUUAAUUUAAUGGGAAACGCUUUGAAUUACAAAAGUGUAAAGGAUUUGUGCUAUUUUUUACAAUUCGAUGGAUGGACAAGAAGCUUGAAUUUAAGAUACAAUUAAAUUGAUGCUGAAGGGCUCUUAGAAAUCGACAAAAUGCUUGACAAUAAUGAAAAUUUGAUCAGUUUAGAUAUAAGAAAUAAUCCAGGAAUUACUCCAAAUACAGAUGAAUUAGAAAAAUUCGGCGAAAGCUUGAAAGUAAUUUCGAAGAGGAUUUUUGAUAAACUUAUUAGAAAUAUUAAACUUUUUAAAGAAAAAAGAGAGAAUAAUAAAUUUUAAGAAGUUUAAGAAGAAUAAAAUGAAGAAGAUGAAGGUGAUGAAGAAGAAGAAUAAAAAUUGGUCUGCUAUAUAACCAAAUACAUUAAAUGA